Molecule: messenger RNA, 3921 nt
Organism: Salmo salar (Atlantic salmon)
Lineage: Eukaryota; Metazoa; Chordata; Actinopteri; Salmoniformes; Salmonidae
Product: guanosine-3',5'-bis(diphosphate) 3'-pyrophosphohydrolase MESH1
Molecular function (GO): guanosine-3',5'-bis(diphosphate) 3'-diphosphatase activity
Source: RefSeq, a predicted model, not a curated record
CGAUAUACGUCAUGAUUUUGGACAACAGGCGUGUCGGUAUAGCCUCUCCCUGGAGGAACGCGCCCUUAAAGAGAAGGCAGCGACGCUGACAUCACUGAGAUGUGCGAGUUUGAUCAACUGUGAUCAAACGUUAAUAUACUGUCUGUAUUGUGUCAAUAACUACUUUUGCAGCAUGAGUUCAGAUUCGGUCAUUUUGUUGGAGACUGUCAACUUCGCUGCUGAAAAGCACCGCAAUCAACGACGUAAAGACGCGGAACAAACUCCAUAUAUCACGCACCCAAUAGGAGUGGCAAGGAUCCUAAGCCAUGAAGGUGGGAUCACAGACAUUGAAGUUUUGCAAGCAGCUUUGCUCCAUGACACAGUGGAGGACACUGACACCAGCAUAGGAGAGUUACAGGCCGUCUUUGGGCAAACGGUGGCGCGGCUCGUCCAGGAAGUGACAGACGACAAGGCACUGUCCAAGGAGGAGACAAAGCGUCAGCAGGUGGAGUAUGCACCUCAUGCCAGCCACCAGGCCAAACUGGUCAAACUGGCUGACAAACUAUACAACCUGAGAGACAUCAACCGCUGCACACCAACAGGUUGGUCGGCAGAGCGUGUUCAGGAGUACUUUGUGUGGUCAGCCCAGGUAGUGAGAGGACUGAGGGGGACCAACCCAGCACUGGAGAGACACUUAGAGGAGCUCUUCAAGCAGAGGGGGGUUGAGCUUUGACACCUCUCUACGUCUGACACAGGGUGGCACAACAGAACAACUCUUGAUGCACACUUUUGUAAAGAGUAAGACUUUAAGCGAAUUGUCUUUGUUAGCUUCUCCAUGGAAUAUACUCUUAGCUCUCACAAGGAAAAAGUCCCACUUUGGAUUUAUUUUUAUGGAUGAUUUGAUUCUUCAUUUUAAGCACAGUAAUUUGUAUACAUUGUGUGUUCCUAUAAGAAAACCAACAAUGUCACCUUGAGUUCUAGCUGUAUUGAACAAAGGAAUGCUACGCACUCGUAAUGGUGAAAAUUGUUAAAUAAUAAUAUUUAAUGGUGACUACUCUGUCAUGUCACACUGAACUAAAAUAUAUUUUUGUAUAGAUUUGUUUUGUGUGUUAUUUUUGUAAGUAUAUAAAUGUAGGGGUUUAGGGAUACAAUUAGCUAUACAUUAAAAUGGUGAUAUGUAAAUUAUUCCAUAGUAGCCAUUAUAAAUUUUGCUAGUAGAAUGGGUCCGAAGCAAUUUUUCCACUAACCUGUUCUUGCUUGUACUUUCUUUGUUCUCGAUUCGGGAAGACAUGUGUACCUUAAAAUGUCUGUUCAGUUGCAGGUGCUUCUCCAAAAACCAGAAUAUAUUUAGAAAGAGUAAAAUACACGUUUUGUAUCAAGUGAGAAAUGCCUCUUGCAUGUGUGGAUCUUUUUUAUUUUUUGUCACACUGUGUGAUGUGCUGUCAUCUACUUAUACGUGGCCGCGUCGCAUAGAAACGACUAGUUCCUGCAAAGAUGUUGGGAAAUACAAGAUGUCUGGCAGCUAAAAUGGCGAGGGAACUCCUCACUCGGUGCAAAGUGUAGAUUUUACAGUCUUUCUGAAUAUUCUGUGGUUUUUGGAGAACCACCUAUAUCUGAACACAGACACUUGAUAAGAUACACAUUUCUUCCGAAUUGAGAACAAAGAUCGUAUCGCCAAUACCAAGUUAGUUGAAAAGUCCAUGGCAAUGUUUUGUAUAGGCAAACCUGUAAUGCCCAGUAAUGGAUAUCAAAAAUCUUUGGUUAUAUUACAUUAUCUGGUAUACAAUACUAGCUUUAAGCACCAGCUGUCAGAGCAGCUCACAGAUCACUGCAACUGUACAUAGCCCAUCUAUAAUUUAGCCCAAACAACUACCUCUUCCCCUACGGUAUUUAUAUUUAUUUUGCUCCUUUGCACCCCAUUAUCUCUAUUUCUACUUUGUACUUUCUUCUACUACAAAUCUACCAUUCCAGUGUUUAACUUGCUGUAUUGUGUUUACUUUGCACCAUGGACUUUUUUUGCCUUUACCUCCCUUAUCUCACCUCAUUUGCUCACAUUGUACAUAGACUUAUUUUUCUACUGUAUUAUUGACUGUAUAUUUGUUUUACUCCAUGUGUAACUCUGUGUCGUUGUAUGUUGUCAAACUGCUUUGCUUUAUCUUGGCCAGGUCGCAAUUGUAAAUGAGAACUUGUUCUCAACUUGCCUACCUGGUUAAAUAAAGGUUAAAUAAAACAAUCUGUAGCUAGGUAGGCCUAUCCUUCAUCUGAAUGUUUCAGGCUACUGUAUAUUACCUUUUCUGAAAGCUCAAACCAAGUGUAUUCUUCCCAAAGUAUUGAACAGCUGAAUCGACAAAGACAUGGUUACUAUAGUGGUGGUAUAUGUACCCCACUUUGGGUGGAGUCUCCUCCUCACUAAACUAUGUAUCUUCAUUGCUAAGCAGGAAACUAAGUGAUACAGGCAGUACACUUUUGCUUCUCCCUUAGCGUGACCUGACCUCCACCCCCUUCAUCACUAAUCCAUGACUCUCCCCUUAUCAAUGCCUACCACAUAUGAUUGUUUUCCCUACACUCAGUAUAUUCCAAGCUUAAUUGCACCCACCAUAUACCUUCCUCCUACAGAUAACCAUUAACUUCUGCUGUAAACCCUCUAAAACAUAGCACUCAAUAUUUCAAUAGGAUACUUGAUAAUUAACCCUGUUUCAAGUUUAGAAUCCAUCAGUCCCCCGUUUUGAACAUGUAACUCCAUACUGUUCAACAUUACAUAAACUUUGAAAUGAUUUAUAGAUGGACAAUGAUAAUAAAACACAAAACAUAACAGUAUUAACAAUGUGGUAAGCUAUGCAUAAUUAUAUAUGCAUGAAAAGCCAAAGUCUGAUAACAUGACAAUUCCCACUGUCUCUUCGCCUGACUAUGCCUCCAGGAUACUUUUCUGCUGAGUUUGGCAAAAAUGAAAGCCCUAAAAAGCCUCAUGCUUUCACCCAGUCUUCCCCUUUCCGGCCACAGGCUCCGAGAGGUGUUCCCAAGCCAUGUCAUUUUCACUUUGUUCCCCAUCUCCUCCCUUGCCACCUGAUAGGCACGUCACCUGGUAGGCAAGUGCGUAUCCCUAAUCAACGCUACAUCCUCUUGAGGUAACUCAGAACUGUAUAUGCUUUCACAUCAAUACCUUCAGAAUGUUGUCCAGUGUACAAUUACCCCAACAUCUAUCCUUUCAUAUGAUGCAUUAACCAAUAAAGCAACUAACCCAACCCAAUUAUGGCGGUUAAAGUAGCUCCCAGACCCAACCCAUCUGCAUGUCUACAGUGGAAUCUACUCUUUCUCUCUUUAGCUCCGCUUCCUCUGUCAUGGCGUCUUCAAGCUCACCCAUUAUGCAGCUGAACCUCACUUAACGUGAGAACUAUGCACACACCGAGGAGAGACAUGACGAUCUUUACCGCUGCAGGUGCUGUAAAUAGUAUUUGUGUGUGGACCAGACCAACGUGUCUCAUGAUGUACACUCAAUCUCCAGAAUUCAGCCAGUGCCCUCGGUUAUCUCCUGCUACUCAUGUGCCACUUCCACCUUGGAAUAUACACACUGCAACGCAUGGGUCAUUUCCUGACAACAGGACAACAUAGACUCUCCCCUUAUGGCCAGAUCACUAAUUUGUGACAUGUGAAUAACAGCCCCUAGUACUUUCAUCAGUCUCCCAGUUACCCUCUACCAAGCCAUGUGGCACGAGUCCUCAUAAAAUGAUAUCCCAACAAUACUACUAAAGUAACCCCUACUACUACUGACACUGCCCAUGACGCAUACCUCAAACUCCCUCAUUUCCACCGUAGUCUAAUUCCAUGCUGUUACUAUAGCCUUUAAUUACUGUCCCUACAGUGCCUACUGUGAGAAUAACUACUGAGAAUAAAGCUGUUGCACAGCAACUCACUGCCUUCCUGAAGACAAACAAUGUAUACGAA